AUGGAAGAAGUAAGCGUUGUGCCUGCCAGUUCUGAGGAAUUAAAGCCAGUUGUUGGUCAGAAGUUCCAAUCAUUAGAUUUUGCACUCGCGUUUUAUGAUGUGUAUGCCCGGGCCGUUGGUUUUGAUACGCGCAAACAAGGGGUGAGGAAGGUGGACGAUGUUACAACGUGGUAUUAUGUCGUAUGCAACAUGGAAGGCCAGAAGAAGUCCAACGAGGAUGACCAAUUGAAUGCACGUUCCGGUUUCUCAAUGAAGCGCCGACGUUUAUCCAAGAGAUGUGGUUGUAAAGCGAGUAUAUCAUUCAAGUAUUUCUCUGAUAAAGGACAUGCAGGUUAUAUAGUACAGGAUUUCAACGAGGUUCAUAACCAUGAUAUGGUUGAGUCAGAGCAUCAGCAGUUUAUGUCUGUUAACCGUCAUUUGGAUGACGUUCAUCAGAAAUUCAUACUAGAUUGUUCAAAAGUGAAUAUUGGCCCCACACUUACAUUUAAGGUGUUGAAAGAAACUCUCGGUGGGUUUGACCUCAUCGGUUGUACGGUUGGUAACAUCAGGAAUGCUUCACGCUACAUCAAAGCAUAUGCACAUGGAUUCGAUGUGCAAAUGGUGUUGGACGACAUGGCUAAAAAGAAGGAAAUGUCCGAGUCGUACACAUAUCAUUACGAGGUUAACGAAAACAACCAGUUGGUUGCUCUGUUUUGGUGUGAUGGCUUGAUGAAGAGGAAUUACCACAUGUUUGGUGACGUUGUAGCCUUUGACUCCACGUAUAACACAAAUAGGUAUUGCAUGAUAUUCACUCCUUUCACGGGAAAGGACAAUCAUGGAAGACCUGUAACCUUUGCGCCUGGCUUGGUAUGCAAUGAGAAAACACGGGCAUUUGGCUGGUUGUUUAGACAUUUCGUUGAAUGCAUGAGAAUAGCACUGAAGAUGAUCGUGACAGGUCAAGACUUGGGAAUGAGAUCAGCCAUUGAAGAGGUUCUGGUUGGCACGCGACACCGAUGGUGUAUGUGGCAUAUAAUGCAUAAGUUGGCUACCAAGGUUCCAAAUAGGUUGCUGAGGGAUGAUGAUUUCAAGAAGGAAUUCAAUGCAUGCGUUUGGUCGGAUCUUCUUGAGCCCGAUGAAUUUGAAGAGGAGUGGAACAGAGUUGUGGCAAGGCAUGGGUUGGGAGACUUUGACUGA
Molecule: messenger RNA, 1173 nt
Organism: Salvia splendens (bonfire salvia)
Lineage: Eukaryota; Viridiplantae; Streptophyta; Magnoliopsida; Lamiales; Lamiaceae
Product: protein FAR1-RELATED SEQUENCE 5-like
Exons: 3
Coding region: 1-1173 (390 amino acids)
Source: RefSeq, a predicted model, not a curated record